CCAGUAGACAAGAUGGUGAAGGUCAGCGUGAACGGAUUUGGCCAUAUUGGGUGCCUGGUUACCAGGGCCGCCUUCUCCUCUGCCUCUGGCAAAGUGGAGAUUGUUUCCAUCAACGACCCCUUCAUUGACCUCAACUACAUGGUCUACAUGUUCCAGUAUGAUUUUACCCAUGGAAAAUUCAAUGGCACAGUCAAGGCUGAGAAUGGGAAACUUGUCAUCAACGGGAAGCCCAUCACCGUCUUCCAGGAGCGAGAUCCCGCUAACAUCAUGUGGGGUGAUGCUGGUGCUGACUAUGUCGUGGAGUCUACUGGCGUCUUCACCACCAUGGAGAAGGCUGGGGCUCACUUGAAGGUUGGGGCCGAAAGGGUCAUCAUCUCCACCCUUUCAGCCGAUGCCCCCAUGUUUGUGAUGGGGGUGAGCCAUGAGAAAUAUGACAACUCACUCAAGAUUGUCAGUAAUGCAUCCUGCACCACCCACUGCUUAACCCCCCUGGCCAAAGUCAUCCAUGACAUCUUUGGCAUUGUGGGAGGGCUCAUGACCACAGUCCAUGCCAUCACUGCCACUCAGAAGACUGUGGAUUGUCUCUCUGGAAAGCUGUGGUGUGAUGAUCAUGGGGUAGCCCAGAACAUCAUCCCUGCAUCCACUGGUGCUGCCAAGGCUGUGGGCAAGGUCAUCCCAGAGCUGAGAGGGAAGUUCACUAGCACGGCAUUCGGUGUUCCUACCCCCAGUGUAUCCGUUGCGGAUCUGACAUGCCGCCUGGAGAAACCUGCCAAGUGUGAUAACAUCAAGAAGGUGGUGAAACAGGCAUCUGAGGGCCCAUUAAAGGGCAUCCUGGGCUACACUGAGGACCAGGAUUUCAACGGCAGCUCCCACUCUUCCAUCUUUGAUGCUGGGGCUGGCAUUGUUCUCGAUGACAACUUUGUAAAGCUCAUUUCCUGGUAUGACAGUGAAUACGGCUACAGCAACAGGGUGGUGGACCUCAUGGUCUACACGGCCUCCAAGGAGUAA
Molecule: messenger RNA, 1008 nt
Organism: Rattus rattus (black rat)
Lineage: Eukaryota; Metazoa; Chordata; Mammalia; Rodentia; Muridae
Product: glyceraldehyde-3-phosphate dehydrogenase-like
Exons: 1
Coding region: 13-1008 (331 amino acids)
Molecular function (GO): oxidoreductase activity, acting on the aldehyde or oxo group of donors, NAD or NADP as acceptor; NAD binding
Source: RefSeq, a predicted model, not a curated record